This is a messenger RNA of Peromyscus leucopus (white-footed mouse), 5166 nucleotides long. RefSeq names its product Rho GTPase activating protein 29 (gene Arhgap29). The record is from RefSeq and is a predicted model, not a curated record. The coding region runs from base 208 to 4020 and encodes 1270 amino acids. Gene Ontology annotation, cellular component: cytoplasm. Gene Ontology annotation, molecular function: GTPase activator activity. Gene Ontology annotation, biological process: signal transduction; activation of GTPase activity. The transcript is spliced from 23 exons. NCBI's taxonomy places the organism in Eukaryota, Metazoa, Chordata, Mammalia, Rodentia, Cricetidae.
GCGUCGCGUCCGCGGCUGGCGCGGUCGUGGCGGUAGCUGCUGGGGCGGCGGCGGCAGCUGGAGCCCGCGUCCUCGGGCCAGCCGUGGGGGAUGGGGGCGGCGAGCUCCAGCCGGCAGAGGGGGCGGCGGCCGUGAGUGUGGGUCUGGCGUCGGGGACGCGGGAUGGAGCCCCACGGAUUUCAGUUUUUCUGACUGUUAAAUGAGAGGAUGAUUGCUCACAAACAGAAAAAGGCAAAGAAAAAACGUGUUUGGGCACCAGGCCAACUCUCUGCUGCUAUUACAACUUCUGAAAUGGGGCUCAAGUCCGUAAGUUCCAACUCCAUUUUUGAUCCGGAAUACAUCAAGGAGCUGGUGAAUGAUAUCAGGAAGUUCUCCCAUAUGUUACUAUAUUUGAAAGAAGCUAUUCUUUCAGACUGUUUUAAAGAAGUCAUUCAUAUACGUCUGGAUGAACUUCUCCGUGUUUUAAAAUCCAUAAUGAAUAAGCAUCAGAACCUCAAUUCUGUAGAUCUUCAUAAUGCUGCAGAAAUGCUUACUGCAAAAGUAAAAGCUGUGAACUUUACAGAAGUUAAUGAAGAAAACAAAAACUAUCUAUUUCAAGAAGUGUUUUCCUCCAUUGAAACCUUGGCAUUUACCUUUGGAAAUAUCCUCACAAACUUCCUUAUGGGAGAUGUGGGCAAUGAUUCAGUACUGCGACUGCCUGUUUCUCGAGGAAGUAAGUCUUUUGAAAACAUUUCUGUGGACUCGGUGGACUCACCCAGUGAAAAAGGAAAUUUCUCCCCUAUAGAACUAGACAACUUGCUGUUAAAGAACACUGACUCUAUAGAAUUGGCUUUGUCAUAUGCUAAAACGUGGGCAAAAUAUACCAAGAACAUAGUGUCGUGGGUUGAAAAGAAGCUCAACUUGGAAUUGGAGUCCACUAGAAAUAUUGUAAAAUUGGCAGAGGCAACUAGAUCUAGCAUUGGAAUACAAGAGUUUAUGCCUCUGCAGUCCCUCUUUACCAAUGCUCUGCUUAACGACAUACACAGCAGCAACCUUUUACAACAAACCAUUGCAGCUCUCCAAGCCAACAAAUUUGUGCAGCCUCUACUUGGGAGGAAGAAUGAAAUGGAAAAACAAAGAAAAGAAAUAAAAGAGCUUUGGAAGCAGCAACAGAAUAAACUGCUCGAAACAGAGACAGCUCUCAAAAAGGCAAAAUUGCUAUGCAUGCAACGGCAAGAUGAAUACGAAAAGGCAAAAUCUUCCAUGUUUCGUGUGGAAGAGGAGCAGCUAAGCUCAAGUGCUGGAUUAGCGAAAAAUCUCAACAAACAACUAGAAAAAAAGCGGAGACUAGAAGAAGAGGCUCUACAAAAGGUAGAAGAAGCAAAUGAGCACUACAAAGUCUGUGUGACCAAUGUUGAAGAAAGACGGAAUGACCUAGAAAAUACCAAGAGAGACAUUUUAACACAGCUUCGGACACUUGUUUUCCAGUGUGACCUUACACUUAAAGCUGUAACAGUUAACCUCUUCCAUAUGCAGCAGCUGCAGGCUGCAUCCCUUGCCAACAGCUUGCAGUCUCUCUGUGAUAGUGCCAAACUCUAUGAUCCAGGUCAGGAGUACAGUGAGUUUGUGAAGGCUACAAGCUCAAGUGAAUUAGAAGAAAAGAUUGAUGGGAAUGUAAAUAAAAAGAUAGCCAGUAGUCCCCAGACAUCUGGAUAUGGACCUGCUGACUCUUUAGAGGACGUUGCCCGCCUCCCUGACAGUUGCAGUAAACUCGAAGAGGACAGGUGCUCUAACAGUGCAGACAUGACAGGUCCUUCUUUGAUAAGAUCAUGGAAGUUCGGAAUGUUUAGUGACUCUGAGAGUACUGGAGGAAGCAGUGAAUCUAGAUCUCUGGAUUCCGAAUCUAUAAGUCCAGGAGACUUUCAUCGGAAACUUCCACGAACUCCGUCCAGUGGCACCAUGUCUUCUGCUGAUGAUCUGGAUGAACGGGAGCCACCGUCCCCUUCAGAAGCUGGACCCAAUUCCCUUGGUGCAUUUAAGAAAACACUGAUGUCAAAAGCAGCUCUCACUCACAAGUUUCGCAAGUUGAGAUCCCCCACAAAAUGUAGGGAUUGUGAAGGCAUCGUAAUGUUCCCAGGCGUUGAAUGUGAAGAGUGUCUCCUCGUUUGUCAUCGGAAGUGUUUGGAGAACUUAGUCAUUAUUUGUGGUCAUCAGAAACUUCAGGGGAAAAUGCACAUAUUUGGAGCAGAAUUUAUACAAGUUGCAAAAAAAGAACCAGAUGGCAUCCCUUUUGUACUAAAAAUAUGUGCCUCAGAAAUUGAAAAUAGAGCCUUGUGUCUCCAGGGAAUUUACCGUGUUUGCGGAAACAAAAUAAAAACUGAGAAACUGUGCCAAGCUUUGGAAAAUGGAAUGCACUUAGUAGACAUUUCAGAAUUCAGUUCACAUGACAUCUGCGAUGUCCUGAAAUUAUACCUACGACAGCUUCCAGAACCAUUUAUUUUAUUCAGAUUAUACAAGGAGUUUAUAGACCUGGCAAAAGAGAUACAACAUGUAAAUGAAGAACAAGAAGCAAAAAAGGAGAGCCCUGAAGACAGAAAACACCCACAUGUGUGCAUAGAAAUCAACCGAAUCCUUCUGAGGAGCAAAGACCUACUGAGGCAGUUGCCGGCAUCGAAUUUUAAUAGUCUUCAUUACCUCAUAGUACAUCUGAGGCGGGUGGUAGAUCAUGCCGAAGAAAACAAGAUGAAUUCUAAGAACUUGGGGGUGAUAUUUGGACCAAGUCUCAUUAGGCCAAGGCCCACAACUGCCCCUGUCACCAUCUCGUCACUUGCUGAGUAUUCUAACCAGGCACGAUUAGUGGAGUUCCUCAUUACUUACUCGCAGAAGAUCUUUGAUGGGUCCCUCCAGCCCCAAGAUGUUAUAUCGAGUGCAGGUGCUGUUGCGCCUCAGGUUGAUCAAGGGUAUCUUCCAAGACCUCUGUUAUCGCCAGAUGAGAGAGACUCAGAUCAUUCUAUGAAACCACUAUUCUUUUCUUCAAAGGAAGAUUUCCAUACUGCAGAUUGUGAGAGCAAAACUUUUGAAUUAGCUAUAUCAUUUGAAGAAUCAGAACGCAAACAAAAUGCAUUGGGAAAAUGUGAUGCUUCUCUCAUUGACAACCAAGUGCAUUUGCUUUUUGACCCAGAGCUUGAGUCAGCAUCACAGAAGAUGGAAGAGGUUUGUAAAAGCCCCAAGCUACUUCUGCUGAAAUCUGAUAGGGCAGCAAACAGUGUGCAGAGACAUACUCCAAGGACCAAGAUGAGGCCUGUGAGUUUGCCUGUAGAUCGGCUGCUGCUGCUUGCAAGUUCUCCUCCUGAGAGGAGCAGCAGGAACAUAGGAAAUGGAGAGUCAGACAAGGUUGGCAAGAGUCUUGCUGCUGAAGGUCUUCAUAGAAAAGACAACUCAAAUGCUACUUGUUCCAAAGUGAAUGGCUUCGACCAGCAAAGUCUCCAGAAAUCCUGGGAUAAACAAUAUGAACGCAACAGUUUUACUGCCAAGACUCCAUUGGUUGUGCCCAGUGCACACCCUGAGAAAGGAUUGACUGCAAACAUUGGGAAUAGCGAGGACCAUUCCAGUGGUGGCACCCAGGCCAGUAAACCACACGCAGAGCCAGCCAGGUCAGCAAGAGACACAUCAGAGCGGAGGUCCUCUGAUUCCUGUCCUGUGGCUGCUGUCAGGGCACCCAGAACAUUGCAGCCCCAGCACUGGACAACGUUUUACAAACCACCUAAUCCCAGCUUCAGUGUCAGGGGGCCUGAGGAGAAGGCAGCAUUGCCCACGGCAGCUGGGCCUCCUGCCCCGGGGCAUGCUCCCCAGAGUCCUGUGGCCAAAUCAGACCCAGACUUGAGUGCCACAUCAGCCUGUCCUGUGCAGCCAAGUGGUCAACCUAAAGAGAACUCUGAGGAGCCUGGCCUGCUUGAGGGGACCCCGACCUGCCAGAGACCACGGCUAAAACGAAUGCAGCAGUUUGAAGACCUUGAGGAUGAGGUCCCGCAGUUUGUGUAGGGUUGUCAGAUUCCUUUUUCUGUUCGUUGUUUGUGAGAGGAAUGUUUGGACAGGGCCCUUUGUAUAGGAUUGCCAAAGCUGUUUGUCAUUGUGUUGUUUGUUGAUCAUGUGGGACGGAGAGAGUCCUGACAAGGCCGUGUUUCUGCCUCACUGGAAUGAUCUUUGAAGUUGUAAAGAAAAUGCGUGGAUUUGUGUUUUUUAAGAGUUGAUUUUCCUCAUAAAAUGAUCCAUUUAAAUUCAUCCUUAAUAUAUGAUAGUUUUUAGCAGGAGGUGCAGUUGGGGAAAAUGAGCUUUAUUGUGCAGAGUGAGAUCAAGUGCAUAUUUAUAAAGUAUUUCUGAACGCUAGUUCCUGGAAGAUGUCAUGGGCUGUGAUUCCCACAGUUUCAUGGGGCAUCUUCAACCAUUUGUGCUUCUGUAGUUGUAUGUAUGUGAGCUUUUAUUUUUCCAUUGGAAAUUCACUUUUUAAUAUUUACAUAAUGGCCAAAGGUUUGCCAAUCUGUAUUUAAUUAUAUUUUAAUUGCCAAUUUUUACAUGUGGUGGUUUAAUUGUACCCAAAAAAUGCACUUAAACCUGAACUGUGUAGUUCCGUUACCUUUUAUUUGGCUUUAGAUGUUUUUAAUACAUUUGUAGGGGCUUGAGGGGCUUGUUUUAUCUUAGUUUUAUCUAUAUAAACUUUUGUUUUUGAACAGUUCUAACUUUUAAAUAUUUUAUAUAGUGGUCCAGAAAAGACACUAUUUUCAGAAGUUUUAAAAUUCAAUACAUUUCCUCUUUUUAUUACCCGGGUUUUGUUUAAACUGUUCCUUUUAUAAGAAAUGUUUUGACUUAUGAAUCAUUUUAUAUACUUUUUCUACCUGACUUUCAACCAUUGAAAAUGUAUAGUUAUUCAAAUGAGUGAAGAUUUAUUUAAGUUGAUCCCAAGAGUUUAGAAAUUUGAGAGGUGUAGAUGAUCAGAUCUGUUUCUUAAGAAAAAACAACCUAGUUUUCAGAACUUGUGCAUUCCUGAUACUCUCUCUGUCAUUGUUUUGUCUAAAAUAGGAUGUAAAAGGGACAACAAAUACAGUAGCCUUUUGUAUGUGUGAAUUAUAUUAUGCUUUUGUAUGACCUGUGUAUUUGAUAAAUACAUGUACAUAUCCACUUGUUAAAUUA